AAUGUGGGAUUUAAAAAGACGCAGCGAAGCUCCCGACGCCCAUUCUCCUGGCGACCGGUUCCCCACUCCACUCCUAGAAGAGAAAGGAGACGAAGACGAAGAAGACGAAGUAGAGAGAGAGAGAGAGAGAGAGAGAGAGAGAGAGAGAGAUGGGGAACAUUUUGAGCUACUUUUUCCCCAAGGAACCGCCUCCGCCCAUGGUUCUCGUCCCCCCGAUCUUCGAUUUCCCUCCUCUCGCGGCGCGAACUAGGAUGCUGGUUCCAGCUUAUGACCUACUAUUCGGAAAACUUGCAUUGCGAAACCUUUUUGAGGAAUACUUUGAGCAAGCUGGGCAUCUUAACACUAGGAUUAUGCUGAAGCCAUUGGAAGAUCCUCAUGUGGAUUUAAUUGCUACUGUUUUAGGUCCAUUAGAUCGAGCACAUGGAAAUGGUGUUGAAGGAAAUGCCUUGUUUCGCUGGCAAAGGGACUUGGAUGACCCACAUACAUUUAUGGACCUUCUUGUAUCAACUUCCAAACCCAUGCUGCGGUUGAGGUCAUGUGCUUAUUACCCUAGAUAUCGAUUUGGAGCAUUUGGUACGUUUCCAUUGUUGAUGCCAAAUAGGGUGCAUCCAGAAGAUUAUGGUGUCAUGGGCUUACGAUAUGGAUCAGAAAAUUUAUCUGUUGGAACUUCCUUCAUGCCAUUUCCUUUGUCUUCUCAGAUGCCCAUGUGUGCAUGGCUGGUCGCAAGAGCAGGAAGUUUAAGUGUUGGAAUGAAGUACCAACAACCUUAUGAAAGCAAGCGUCCCAUGUGCUUUAAGGACUUAAAGAAUUGGAGUUGUGCCAUUGGUUACGAAGUUGGUUCGAGCAGCCCUCUUUGUCCAUCAUUUAAUUUCGGCCUUGAGCUUGAUAAGACUUCACAGCUGAUUGCGUCUUUCUAUCAGCAUGUUGUUGUUCAAAGAAGGGUGAAUAAUCCAUUUGAAGACCAUCAAAUAGUUGGAAUCACAAAUUACAUUGACUUUGGUUUUGAGUUGACGACAAGGAUUGAUGGUGAUAAAUCACUUGGGAGUGCUGAUGAUUCCUCUUUUCAAUUAGCGGCAUCUUGGCAAGCUAAUAAAAACUUCUUACUGAAGGGAAAAAUGGGCCCCUCUAAGUCUUCUGUUGCUUUGGCAUUCAAGUCUUGGUGGAGACCUUCCUUUACAUUUAGUAUUACAGCUACUAGUGACCAUCAGAAUGGGACAAAAUCGUAUGGAUUUGGAAUUCGUGCUGAGGAUCUUAGAGAGCCCAGUUAUCAAAGGGCUGAUCCGAACUACGUGAUGCUGACACCAAACAAGGAGCAUUUGGCUGAAGGUGUUCAGUGGAGUUUCGGGAAGCGGCCUUUCUUCCAGUCGGAAAUAGACUCCGGCAAUUACGAUCACUUGCCGAGAGAUCUAAAACCUAUCGGAAAGAUCUUCUAAAUUCUAAUUCUCUCUUUAAGCUUCAUCCAUUUUGCCGCUCACGAAAGCUUCGAAUCUCUUUGGUCAAGAGAUGGAUUUCGAGAAUGCUUAUGAUACAAAUUUAUUUCUUUCUUCUUUUUUUUUUCUUUGCGAGGGGGCAAAGAGAGGCCAAAUUUUGCCUGUUUUGAAAUGUUAGAUUUUUUGCAGUUGGAUUAUCUUUUUUAUUACUUUGAAUUUUCAAGGGAAAAUGUUGCAAUUUUACUAUUUUUUGCAUAUGAGCUCCUUAACGUUCAAUAAUAAAAUAACCAGGUGUAGCAGCAUCA
Molecule: messenger RNA, 1735 nt
Organism: Ananas comosus (pineapple)
Lineage: Eukaryota; Viridiplantae; Streptophyta; Magnoliopsida; Poales; Bromeliaceae
Exons: 14
Coding region: 150-1433 (427 amino acids)
Source: RefSeq, a predicted model, not a curated record